CAGUAUUAGACAUGUUAUGUGUCAUCCACACCACCGGGUGGCGACAGUGAGCGUUAUUUAAUUUUGGCGCAAACCGGAAGUCAUCCAACUGUCCGCCUCAAACAAAGUUGAACAUUGAGCGGCGACCUGCAUCUUGAGCUGAGAUAGUAACGUUAUCGAUUAAUCGCGGUUUUUAUUGAUUGAUUUAGACGUAUGUAAUACUUAUAACUGAACGAGUUAGUUCCGUACUUAAGUUAGCGGUUCAAAGUGGAAAACCGCGAAGAAGAAUCCAAACACUGGAAUGAUUGCUAUCCUGUUAGCUAGCUAGCUGAUGUUAGCAAAUAAAGCUAAACCGUUAUCUAGCACUGACUUCACUUUAAAUUCACGCUAGGUUGUUUAUUCUAAAUUGCCGACUAGUUUCUGGAUUAACUUCCACUUUAAAUGGAUGAGCACAAGGAGAACAUUCACACCGAGGACGUCAACGUGAAGAUGUCUAACACGAGAGAAGAAGAGAAGGUGAAGCCUUGCAGCAGGAUAUGUCCCGAUGAGGAAUCUGCUCCUCAGGUGUCCCCGUCUCAGUCCAUCAGUGACUUCAGUCAUCCGGUGUACAAAGAGAUCGCUCAGGCUAACGGACACAUCAACCGCAUGACCAAGGAAGAGCUUCGGAUCAAGUUAGCAGCGCUGCAGCUCGACACCAGAGGUGUGAAGGACGUGAUGAAGAAGAGGUUGAAGAGCCACUACAAAAAGCAGAAGCUGAUGCAGUCCCCCGUUGAGGGGGGGCCCACCGACACCUUCUACGACUACAUCUGCGUGGUGGACUUUGAAGCGACGUGUGAGGAGGAUAAUCCUUCAGACUUCCACCAUGAAAUCAUUGAGUUCCCCAUGGUUCUCAUCAACACGCACACCUUAGAAAUUGUGGACUCCUUUCAGGAAUAUGUCAAACCAGAGACGAACCCACAGCUUUCAGACUUCUGUGUGAAGUUAACGGGGAUAACACAGAAAAUGGUGGACGAAGCAGAGCUGUUUCCAGAGGUCCUCCAGCGGGUCGUCGCUUGGCUUCAGGAGAGGGAGCUCGGGACAAAGUACAAAUACGCCAUCCUUACCGACGGGGCCUGGGAUAUGAGCAAGUUCCUCAACAUCCAGUGCCGGAUUAGCCGGAUCCGAUACCCCCACUUUGCAAAGAAGUGGAUCAACAUCAGGAAAUCAUACGGAAACUUCUACAAGGUCCCACGCACACAGACGAAGCUGAGCACCAUGUUGGAGAAGUUGGGUCUGAAGUACGAAGGUCGCCCUCACUCUGGGCUGGACGACUCGCGUAACAUCGCCCGGAUAGCGCUGCGCAUGCUGCUGGAUGGCUGUCAGCUGCGCGUCAACGAACGCAUGCACGCCGGCCAGCUGCUCUCCGUGCCCAGUUCGGAUCCUGUGGAAGGAGCCCCCCCACCACAUAACCCCCGCAGCAGAGACUAGACCCGAGGCCAGUUCUCCGGUCUCAACUUUUAACCCCUGUGAGUUGGAGAGAAAAACAAAUCCAAAACACUUUUACAGUCUUAAUGUCAAGUUGUACUUUGUUUGGAGCUGAAACGCUGAAGUUCAUCAAGGGUGUAAAUGGGGUCAACAUUUUGAUUUAAGAUUCUCUGACCACAGCUCCAUAUAUUUUUACACCAGAUGUCUAAAAACAGAGAUCAUACGAGUGUGUUGUGGGAGGAUUUUCCUUUCAUUGUUAGUCUGUUAAACCUUCCUCGCCCGGCCUAAUCAAGCUGCUAAUACUCAAGCAAUUUGAUUAUAGUGUUACAUUUAGUUGUCCCAUGAUGAUGUGAAUUUGUUUUUAUUUCAUGUUUUGCAUCCAAGAAAUACAACUCUUUGAAAACAUUGAAUAGUUGUCAUUGUUGUGGCAGUAAAAUUAUAUCAAUGUCGGCCUUUAAAACCCCACAUCUCUCUCACCAUUGUGCAAAUACUAAACACAAGUGUUGCUGCUGCUGUCUGAAGUGCCACAUAACAGAGCCAUAACAUCACACUGAGUAAUGAGACUACAUUGUCUGUCAUUGUACCAAUACAGCACAAAUUAACCAAUAACACGUCUGUUGUUAGUACUGUAAGAGUCAUCCGUCAUCUUUUGUAAUGAUAUUGAAUGACUUGUUUCAUGGAGGAUGCUCUAUUUUAACCGGAACAGAUAUUCUUCUGAAUGCCAAAUGUAUCAAAUAAAAAACGUUUCUCUGUUCUUGUAAA
Molecule: messenger RNA, 2205 nt
Organism: Anarrhichthys ocellatus (wolf-eel)
Lineage: Eukaryota; Metazoa; Chordata; Actinopteri; Perciformes; Anarhichadidae
Gene: eri1
Product: exoribonuclease 1
Exons: 7
Coding region: 421-1446 (341 amino acids)
Cellular component (GO): nucleolus; cytoplasm
Molecular function (GO): 3'-5'-RNA exonuclease activity; nucleic acid binding
Source: RefSeq, a predicted model, not a curated record